Phragmites australis (common reed) is the source of this 3583-nucleotide messenger RNA. RefSeq names its product exportin-T-like. The record is from RefSeq and is a predicted model, not a curated record. The transcript is spliced from 15 exons. Gene Ontology annotation, molecular function: tRNA binding; small GTPase binding. Lineage: Eukaryota; Viridiplantae; Streptophyta; Magnoliopsida; Poales; Poaceae. Gene Ontology annotation, biological process: tRNA re-export from nucleus. Gene Ontology annotation, cellular component: nuclear matrix; nuclear pore; cytoplasm. Bases 115 to 3045 code for a protein of 976 amino acids.
AACAAAAGGAAGGAGCACGGCGGAGCAAACCCUCUCCCCUCCUCUUAUAUUAACCCCACCUCCGCCUCCCUUCCCCUCUCCGCCCCCUUCCGCCCCAGAUUCCUCCGCACCGCCAUGGACGAUCUCGAGCAGGCCAUCCUGCUCGCCUCCGAUUCCCCGGCGGCCGCCGCCGCAUGCCCGGCCGUCCGCGCGGAGGCGCUCGCCUUCUGCGCCCGCGCACGCGACGAGUCCCCGCCGUCGUCGCUCCUCCGUCUCUGCCUCUCCGGCCUCACCUCGUCCCCGCACGCGCAGGUCCACUUCUGGUGCCUCCAGUCCCUCCACUACGCGCUCGUCCGCCGCCGCCUCGCGCUCCCCGACGACCUCGCGCUGCUCCGCUCCUCGCUCCUCUCCCUCGCGGUUUCCUCGCACUCCGCGUCGCCGCCCUUCCUCCGCAACAAGCUCGCCCAGCUUGUGGCGCUCCUCGUCCGCCUCGAUUAUCCCCAUGUCUACCCUUCCUACUUCCUCGACCUCCUCCCGCCCCCGCCGCCGCAGCCGGGCCCGACGGACAUGUUCGCGCGGGUCCUCAUCUCCCUUGAUGACGACCUGCUCUCCCAGGACUACCCCCGCAGUGCUGACGAGGCCUCCGACGCCAUGAGGGUGAAAGAUUCCAUGCGCGCGCAGUGCGUACCCCAGAUCGCCCGCCACUGGCACGCAGCCGCCUCGACCCUCCGCACAGCUGACCCUGCGGCCGCGGCCGUAGCCCUCGACGCGGCGCGCAGGUGCAUCUCGUGGAUCGAUGUCGGGCUGGUCGCGAAUGAUGUGUUUGUUCCUCUGCUCUUUGACAUUGCGAUGUCCCCUGGAAGUGCGGGUCCGCUUGCUGCUGCAGCGGUAGGGUGCCUUUCUGCUGUGGCGGCUAAGGGGAUGGACUCGAGGGCGAAGGUGGCAUUGCUGAGGUCGCUCCUGGUUGCACAGCAGGGGCUCGGUAGCCCAGACAGUGGAUUAAAGAUGGCACCAUUGGUGACUACAUACGCUGCGGAGGCUCUUGAAUGUUAUCGCAGGCUUGGCCCUAGCGACGCUGAUGGAGCCGCGGCAUUGGAGAUGUUGGAAGAGGUCUUAACGGCUGUAUUUGCAGCUGCGGAGAGCUGCGACGAGGAGGAGGUGGAUUCUGGUUCCGUGCUUGAAUUCUUAUCUGGCUAUGUGAGCAUGAUGAAGGCACCAUCCGAGAAGCAGUUGGGGCACUUGGGACGGAUCUUAGAGGUGGUCCGGGUGCAGAUGUCAUAUGAUCCAGCAUAUAGGGGUCAUCUUGAUGCACUUGACAAGAUAGGAAAGGAGGAGGAGGACCUAAUGGCGGAGCAGCGGAAGGAUUUAGUUGCAUUAUUCCGGAGCAUUUGUCGUGUGGCACCAGCUGCAGCCCAACUUUUCAUAAGAGGGUUGCUUGUGACAUCACUCUCAUCUGCAGAAGCUAGUGUUGAGGAUGUUGAGGUUGCUCUUACUCUGUUCUUCUGGCUUGGAGAAGUGGUGGGUGAGGAAGAGAUCCGGACUGGGACAGGGCUGCUCGGGGAGCUUGUGCCCAUGCUCCUUUCUGCAAGAUUCUCAUGCCACACACACCGCUUAGUUGCAUUGGUGUAUCUGGAGACAGUUACCCGCUACAUGAAGUUCACGCAGGAGCAUGUGCAGUAUGUGCCACAUCUGCUUGGUGUGUUCUUGGAUAACCGUGGCAUACACCAUCAGAAUGCUCAUGUGAGCCGGCGUGCAGGAUACUUGUUCAUGAGAGCUGUCAAGUUGUUGAAGGCGAAGCUUGUGCCUUACUUGGAUACCAUUUUGCAGAGCUUGCAAGAUGUACUUGGCCAAUUCACUUCUAUGGGCUGGACAAACAAAGAUCCAAAGCUACCCAGCUCAGAGGAUGGCAGCCAAAUUUUUGAGGCUGUUGGAUUGUUGAUCGGCAUUGAAGACAUAUCUCCAGAGAAGCAGGCUCAGUGCUUGACUGCUUUUCUAAAUCCUCUCUGUCAUCAGAUCGAGUCACUUGUUAUGGAUGCAAAAGCGCAAGGACAUGAAGAAUCAUUGCGAAGAGCGAUGAACCUUCAACAGAUUAUUGUUGCACUGAAUAUGGUCAGCAAGGGCUUUAAUGAGCGCCUUGUGAUGGGAAGUAGGCCAGCUAUUGGGGUCAUGUUCAAGAAAACCCUUGAUGUUGUUUUGCAAGUCCUUGUCUCAUUUCCUAACGUGAGAACCCUGCGAUCUAAGGUCAUAUCCUUUCUGCACCGGAUGAUUGAGAUAUUAGGUAUCUCAGUGCUUCCAUGUAUUCCACUGAGACAAUUGCUUCUUGAUAAUGAGGCAAAAGAUAUGGUGGAUUUUCUCAUAUUGGUAAACCAAAUAAUUUGCAAAUUUAAUUCUUCAGCUAGUGGCAUAUUGGAGGAUGUUUUUCCUACCAUUGCAAGUCGUUUGUCUGUCAUACUGUCACAAGAUGCAUUUUCAGCUGGUCCUGCAAGCAAUACCGAGGAAAUACGAGAAUUGCAAGAGCUGCAGAGGACAUUAUAUACAUUCUUGCAUGCUAUGGCAGCACAUGAUCUUUCUACAAUUCUCCUUGCUCCUAGCAGUAGGCAGUAUCUGGAGACCAUAAUGCAGUUGCUUUUGUUUACUUCAUGCAGUCAUAAAGAUAUACUACUCCGGAAGGCAUGUGUACAAAUUUUUGUCAAACUUAUAAAAGACUGGUGCACUAACUCUGAAGAUAAGCUUCCUGGCUUCCGAGUUUUUAUGAUCGAGAAGUUUGCUACUGGCUGUUGUUUAUACAGUGUCCUUGACAAAUCAUUUGAUCUACGUGAUGCAAAUACGCUUGUUCUCUUUGGUGAAAUCGUGAUGGCCCAAAAGAUUAUGUACGAAAGAUUUGGGGAGGACUUCAUUGUAAACUUUGUAACAAAAGGUCUUCCAGAAGCUCACUGCCCACCAGACCUAGCUGAACAGUACUUCCAGAAGUUACAGGGAAAUGAUAUCAAGGCAUUCAGGACAUUUUAUCAAUCGCUUAUCGAGAAAAUAAGACAACAAGAGAAUGGGAGUCUUGUAUUUAGAUAGCAUCAUUCAUUCAUUUUGAAUAUGUUUGCCAGCAGAAGACUCCUCAGCUGUGUGAUUCAAGUAUAGUUUGUAGGGUAGUUGUGUCGUCAAUGUAUAUAGAGCUACCAUUUGUGAGAUUGGAAGAUGUAUACUGCGGGAAUAUUUUUUUACCAAGUCUGGCUACCGUGGCGAAGUUCGUUAUUCAUCGCGUGCUAGUGAGAUGCAAGGGGGAGUGCAGAAAAAGAAAAAUACAGGGUUCCAUUUGUUUGUUUUGAUCUUUCUCCCCAAAUCAUAAAUUGUUCUGCUAUCUGGGCCUGAAAUUUUUGCAAGGUAUUUUCAGCGAACUAGUAGUUGGGACAGGGGAAAGAGUGUUGUGUAGGCAGUGUUUUUCCUGACAAAAAAUUGUCACACCGCCUGUUGUGUAUUGUGUUAUACCAAAUUUUGCGGGACUCAGAGGUUUUCACCCCCCCCCCCCCCAUAUUUGUCAUCAGGGGUACUGUACAUAUUCUUCAAUAUCCUUGUGCCAUUCGCUUCAUAAAUUAUUGUCACCUUUUCGUCA